Molecule: messenger RNA, 1166 nt
Organism: Klebsormidium nitens
Lineage: Eukaryota; Viridiplantae; Streptophyta; Klebsormidiophyceae; Klebsormidiales; Klebsormidiaceae
Source: the annotation of a GenBank genome assembly
CUCUUGGGGAUUCGAGGCCCUGUUGUGAAACUUGGAGCUUUAUUAUCGAUGUGAGUUAAUCUGAGUUUGCAACCAUAGACCCAUACAGGGACCCAAGAGAUGACGGUAUUACACAAACACUUGAUAUUAGCGUUUAAAAUUUAGAUAAUACAGGUGGCUGGUUGAAACCGCAUAAAGAACCAGUACCUUGUUGGUCCACAAGUGGACGCCUCGACGUUCUGAUCGUCCUCUUUCUGGAUUGCCAGGGGCGUGGCUGAGGCAAGGGCGCCUCUUUUCUUCUCCGAGCUUUCGCAGGGUUCCUUGGAGGGAAGGACCAUGAAGUACAACCCAAAGGUGAGCUCUUCCCGGCGGAAGAGCCGGAAGGCUCACUUCACUGCCCCCUCCAGCGAGAGGCGCGUCAUCAUGAGCGCUUCUCUGUCCUCUGAGCUCAAGGGCAAGUACGGGGUGCGUGCGGUCCCUGUGCGGAAAGAUGACGAGGUCCAGGUGGUGCGGGGCACGUACAAGGGCCGGGAGGGCAAGGUUGUGCAGGUGUACAGGAGAAAGUGGGUCAUCCACAUUGAGAGGAUCACCAGGGAGAAGGUCAACGGGGCCACCGUGAAUGUUGGCAUCCAGCCUUCCAAGGUUGUCGUCACAAAGCUCAAGCUGGACAAGGACAGGAAAGCGCUGCUAGAGCGGAAGAAGAAGGGCCGGGAAACCGAGAAGGGCAAGGGCAAGUUCACUGACUCCGACAUCCAGGCCAUGCAGGAUGUCGAUUAGGCUGCGAGCUUUCGUUCCACUUCCCUUCAAUACUUUUGCUGCCAGAAGAACGGAUCCCUUGUCCCUCAUCAACUUCGGUGUGCAUGGAAUGUCCCUGCUCAAGUGGGGUUACUACGCCAUGCACAUUAUUCAAGCAUACACAAAUCCUUUACGGUUGCACUUUUUUAUCUCUGGCGCGUUUUGGGUGAGGUGAAGUGAGUCGAAGGUGUCCUAUGUUUUGGCAUUGCCUCGACGCGACGGUUGUCUGCAUCAAAGGCUUGAUGUAAGACGGUUGGACAAUGUGACAAACACAGAGCGGGCCUGCACUGACUGAUGAGCAGUUGUACAUAUAUACAUUAUUGCAAAGGGCAGCCUGUCAUGCUUUUUGUUUGUACUUGGAACUUCUCUCAACCAUUCUCCAUAUAGUCCGA